Molecule: messenger RNA, 1686 nt
Organism: Aspergillus vadensis CBS 113365
Lineage: Eukaryota; Fungi; Ascomycota; Eurotiomycetes; Eurotiales; Aspergillaceae
Exons: 2
Coding region: 177-1280 (367 amino acids)
Source: RefSeq, a predicted model, not a curated record
CUCAUUCGUUGCUCGAUCGGUGCCACCGAUCUUCCUUCUCCAGCUAUAGCUCCAUCCACUUGCUGAUCAUCCGAUGUUUCCACCAGUGUAAAAGUCGAUACGGAAGGCCACCACAAAGCUAAAGCACGCACAUACACCGCCUUGAUCUUCACUCUGAGCUGGAACAGCACACCGAGAUGAACGGGAUAGAAGUCUUAGCAGCAUCCCGGCAAGAAAAAGAAGGAGAGACCCAGAGACGACGGUCAAUCCUGACUUUGUGGAAAGGAAAGCAUCACGAGAAAGUUGCUCGUCAUGAAGACCACCCAUGCGAAUCCCAAAGCGACCUUUCCAAGGGAAAACAGCCGCAAAGGGAAGUGCCUGAACAGCAAGUGCCAGAAACCCCGCGCGGCGGCGUGCAUGUCCCCACCGCUAUCCCAACCCUAGGAACAACGCGCGCUGGCUCGCAUCAGAAUCCCACACUAGGGUUGGUCGAAGAUGCCAUCAUCCAGGUCAACCAUCUCCAAGACAAAACAGUCAAGUCAUGGCAGACUAUCGACGCCGUGUUAAAGGCAAAGACUGCUGGUAUGCCCAUGAUAAAGUCCCAAGUAUACGCCCUCGAGUGCAGAGACAUGGCCGAGACACUAUAUGAGUAUAUGAGUAAGGCCCUCAAGGAGAUGUUAUCGACACGAGAUCAAAUAUGCGAAGCCUUCGAGCGUGAUCCCGGCCUUCAGAAUCACCACCAAAUCCUGUGGAUAUGGGCCGUGCAGGCAGAAACAAAGGCUCAAGACAUAAUGCGCCUAUACAAGGCCCUGGCAGCGGACAUCAAUCAAACCCUGGGUGCAUAUCACAUGGCCCGUUCAACAGCCAUGAUGAACAGGGAGACCUUCACGCACACAAAGUUGAGGCAGAUCGAGAGCGCCGCUAGAGAACGCCGUCCAAGCCGAGUGCCCCAGACCCAGUCUCCGGAAAGCCAGUACAUCGCCCGAACUGCAGUACCACUCACAGGACCAGCGACUCCUGGGUAUGCGGGACAUCCCAACCCCAUACUUAUGGAGGUCCAGGAGGGCGGAGAACAGUCCCCUGAUAUCCCCCUCGUUAUGGAAAUGCCGCACUUCCCGCUGAACCUUCCUCCGAAGAAGACCGUACCAAAGACAUCAGACAACAUUCCCACCAGUUCACCUAGUAUUAAUAGUACGAUUUGCGGCGAACAGCAAGCGGAAGAGAACACGAAGCAAGGCCGGCCAAAUGUAUCGGCCACGAAGAAGAUGCAUUUAUUCAGAACGCUCUUGCGAGCCGGUUGAAUGAGCACAAUUGACUCGUCAUCGUCCGAGGCUCAGUCUGGACAAGAUUGAGUACCUUUGACUCAAGCAGGAGAAGCCUCGUUAUGUGCUACUUCAGAUUCGACUCAAUUGGUUCAGUGGACACCGAAACCACUGCAGAGCUGGUAGUCAACGUAACCCCGCCAGUAAGUAAGGAAUAAGGGAUAUGCAAACAUUAUGGUCCUACCGAGGAUCCAUGAAAGCCAUUUCCAUCCGACUGAGCGCAUGAAACAUGAUAGUUUGAUGGCAGAAUGGGAAUGGUUGAUCCCCAAUACUUCUGUGGAAGGGGACUGGACGUGGUGGUCGAAAGUGAAUCUGCGGUACAUAUAUAUUUCCCGGUCAGGUGGUCCAUCCGGCAGCCUCAGGCAGUACACCACACGAUAUGUUU